AUGGUUUUCAAGCGCAAAACCUCGAGCGCGAUGAGCCCGAGCGAAGCCGCUGCAACUCCCUCGAAGAGAAUUCGAACUGCUAAUGCAGAAACUCCAGGAUCUGCUGGUGCGGCUUCUGCAUCCGCGACAACCCCCCAAACGGGCGAAAAGAGGGGCCGUGGUCGUCCUCGCAAGAAUCCUGAAGAUUUGGCUCCCAAGCCGGUUUACGAUGGUCCCAAGCGUGGUCGUGGUCGCCCCCGUAAACCCGUUUCUGAGACCGAGGUGGAAGCUGCAACCCCGUCUAGUGCUAAGAAGGGACGCGGUCGUCCCCGCAAGAACUCUGGCGAACCCGCAACCGCGACCCCCCAGGAAAAGAAGAAGGAUGGUCGUGGACGUCCACGCAAAGAUGCAGGAGGAGCUAAGCCCACAACCCCUGUGACCAAGAAGAAGGAUGGCCGAGGAAGACCCCGCAAGACUCCUCUGGCAAACGGAAAAGCCGAGCCAGAGGCAGCAUCGGAGUCGGAUUCGCCGACGCCUCCAACGGCUGCACCUCCUGCUGUCAACAUUGACACCGACCGUUCGUUUUGGUUGAUGAAAGCGGAGCCUGAGUCGCGCAUGAAGAAGGGCAAGGACGUAAAGUUCUCAAUUGAUGACUUGGCCGCUGCCGACAAACCGGAGCCCUGGGAUGGUGUGCGCAACCACGUUGCCAAAAAUCUCAUGCGGGACAUGAAGAAAGGAGACUACGCCUUCUUCUACCACUCCAACUGCAAAGUUCCCGGCAUCGUUGGAGUGAUGGAGAUUGUCCAGGAGCACUCUGUUGACGAAUCCGCCUUCGACCCCGAGCACCCAUACUUCGACGCUAAGUCCGAGCGAUCCGAUCCCCGAUGGGUUGUCGUGCAUGUGGAAUACCGUCGCAAACUUGAGAAACAGGUUACUCUUGAAGACCUGAAGACCCAUAGCAAGGCUGGAGAGCCGCUGGAGAGCCUUCAGAUGAUCAAACAGGGCCGGCUUAGCGUGUCAUCCGUGACCCCUGCACAAUGGCAAUACAUCCUUGGGCUGGCAGGCGAGAAGCCGCAGGAGGAGUUCACCAAGCUGGAGUCUAGUGACCAAGAAGUUGAUCAAGAAGGUGACCAGGAUGGUGACCAGGAUGAUGAUCAGGAUGAUGAUCAGGAUGAUGAACAGGAUGGUGACCAGGAUGAUGAACAGGAUGGGGAUAGCCAUGGCGACCAAGAUGGUGAUCAGGAUGGCGAUCAGGAUGCCGACAAGGUGGAGCUCCCCCUGGAGUCUACUAAUCAGGAGUGA
This is a messenger RNA of Penicillium salamii, 1281 nucleotides long. Lineage: Eukaryota; Fungi; Ascomycota; Eurotiomycetes; Eurotiales; Aspergillaceae. The record is from the annotation of a GenBank genome assembly.